UGCAUGAUUCGUGAAUUUGCAGGGUAUCGGUUUGUUAUUCGGAGGCAAGGAUUUCGGUGGAUGAUAGAGGAGUACAGUGGUGAAAACACAAGUUGUUGAAGUUUGGACUUUGGGAAAGGGGAACAUCUGGGGAGGAAAAAAUCUAGUGAGAUAAGGACUUUGAACGAAGAGGAUUGGACGAGAGGAAAAGGAAGAAAUCUUUGCGUUUGAGAAGUCGGAGGUGGACAGUUUAUAUUGGAUCUUAGGGGGAGAGGAAAAUCGUAUUGGAGAACACAGCGAUGGAAAGUUCAUGCUGAACUUUAGGAAAAGGAGAGAUUUGUAUCGCAGAGUGCAGUGAUGGAAGGAGGAUAUAUUGGAUUUAGAAGAAAUUAAUUUGUAUAGGAGAAUAACUUUGUGGUGGGGGAAGAUUGCAUUAAACUUUAGAAGGAAAAACUUGGAAUAGAGAGCACAGUGGUGAGAAACAGAUCAGUUUGCAUUUCUUAGGAAAAGGGCGGAUCUUCGUUGGAGAAUGUAGUAGGAAAAAAGGUCAUUUUGGAAUUGAGGAAAGGAGAAAGUUUUCAUUAGAGAACAUAGUGAAAAAUUUAUAUGGAACUCUGAGAAAAAAGAAAGUCAUAUUGUAGAAUAUAGUGGUGAAAAGAAGGUUAUUUUGGACUUCGGGGAAAACAAAUUUAUGUUAAAAAACACAGUGGUAGAGAAUUUACGUUGAACUAGAGAAAAAGAAGAAAUUGGGGAACAUAAUGAUCGGGAGAGUCUUGUAUUGAGCAUCGAGAAAAGAGAAAAUUUAGAUUGAAACGCAGUGGUCUUCGAAAAUCAUUUUGGAAUAUUUUAUGUAAGAAAAUAUCUUGAAAAGUCAAUUUGUUAAGAAUCCAUUAACGUAAAUAAAACUAUCGUCCACCAAAUUUUGGAUAUUUUGAUGAAAUAAUCUUUCAAAUCUAUUUAUAUAGUAUUCCAAAUUCACGUUGGACUCUGGAGAACCUUAAAGUAGCCACACGUGCUAAAUAAAGCUAACACCAAUGAUAAUAAUAAUCAAAAAUAAUUUCUCCUAAAAAGAAAUAUCCCUACAAAACGCAUUCUAAAAUAUCCUGAAGGUAAUAUUUCGAAAAACCAAAUAAACCACAUUAUGGGAGCGCAACAAAAUGAUCGGUGAGGAACCAGUCCACCGCCAAAUCGUGAGUGAUUAUGCUUAGUGUGUACCAGUGACCGCGCUCCAAAGUGCUCGACCCGCCCAUCAUCUGCAAACGAUCUUGUCGUUUAAACCCCGGUUUCCAGUCCCGGCCGAAAUUUUCCGCUCAUUGCCGAACUAUGCGUGGUGCGAGAUGGUGUGUUCUCUGACCAACAAUAACAACAACAACACAAGUGGUAAGAGCUGCACGGACACGGAGCCCUGCACGGACUUGCAGUCUCGUUCGAGCCCAGAGGCGCAGCCAGGCGAGAACAUGUCGUCGUUGAGCGACGCUCACAGACGGAACAGUCACUUGGAAGGCGACAGAAGUUCGUCUGCGGGUUCAUCUCUGGGCUCGUGUUCGCCGCCUCCUGCAUCCAGCCACUCGCCACCGCCUCCUAGACCGCCCUGGUUGCACGAUUUUCACGCAGCAGCCGCACCUCAUGUUCUCCAAUUUUUAAAUCUGAGCGCCGCCGGUGGAAGCAUGUUGGCCAGUCAGCCAUUGGCAGCGUUGCACUCUAUGGCUGAACGAAGUCACCAUCAGCAACAUCAGCAGCACCAGCAGCAACAACAGCAACAACAACAACAGCAGGUUCAUCAUCAACAGCAACAACAAGCUGCCGGGAUUCACUUACCCAGGAUCAGCGUUCCAUUGUCUACGAUCACUCAAGGGCAGGCUUCACCCACUGGAAGUGGAAAACAUAGUCCUGCCACUUCUAUCACCUCCGUCGGAAGCAAUCCGCAUGGCAUCGACACGAUAUUGUCGCGGCCGGCGGCCACGCAUCCUCAAGCGCCUGUGUCCGCCACACAUGCCGCGCUCCAGCCGACGCCGCACCCCCAACACAUGACCGCGCCGAGGUACGGCAUGCACGCGGGAUUCACCGCAUCGUCGGGUAUCGGGCAAUUCCAACAAAGAACGGAGCCACGGCAUCCUGCUGUCUAUUGGCCAGGUCUUCAGGGAUUAGUCAGUGAUCCCCUGGGAUGGCGAGCAAGACUACACACACUGUCGCAACAGCUGGGUUGUCAGCAAACGAUGACAGGCUCCGGUGGAACCGGCGAACACGAGGGCGGCAAGAAGAAACACACCAGGCCGACGUUCAGCGGCCAGCAAAUCUUCGCUCUUGAGAAAACGUUCGAGCAGACGAAAUACCUAGCUGGACCAGAACGUGCUAAAUUGGCCUACGCCCUGGGCAUGUCCGAAUCGCAAGUCAAGGUAUGGUUCCAGAACAGGAGGACAAAAUGGCGGAAAAAGCACGCGGCUGAAAUGGCGACGGCGAAGAGGAGGCAAGAAGAGGUCGAGGGCGUCGUCGCCGAGGGUGAGGAUGGUUGCAGCGACGCGGAGGCUGAGGGAAACAGCGAGACUGCAGCGAAGAGGCUGAGAAGGGAGCUCGAGCAACAAUACAGGCAUUAAAACACGCGAAUAAAGAAACGAAAUAAAAGAACGAAUCGAAGGACUAGAUUCACUAGAUAGAUUCGUAAGAGGAUGUGAAAGAGUACGUGGCAAAGAGAAUUUUAGAAAAGGAACAUCAAGACACACCGAUCGUUAAACAUUCCCCUUUUCUUUAUUUCUCAUUUUUUCAACGUUCUUCACAUUGUCAAAAGAAGCUUUAAGGGAAGUUGACUUCACGAAAGACGAAGAUUUUCAACCGGUUCAAUAAUAAUUCUAGCGUUAAAAUGUUCUACCAAUUGACCUAAAAUAAUUCAAAGAGUAAGUUGCUGCAAAAGAAUUAUGGUUUUUUUUCAGUUUAAAUUUGUUAGAAAAUUGCUAUAAUAAGAGACGUCCACGUGGUUGUUCUAUGGAAAGGGAAAAAAGAAAAUGCCUCGAAGCGUUCGUUUCAAUGUGUUAAAUAGAAGAGAAGAAAAUUUGUUAAAAUGUCGAUAUGAACGUGACGCCACCAAGACUGACGAGUUGAAGAAAAAUGACUAUCCAUACGAUGAUCGAAGAACUUGUCAAUUUAUGUGAAAAAGAAGAUAUUCGAAGGCUGACUUCAUCUAACUUAUAAUAUUGUGCCGUUAAAACGUGUUAACUUGUACAGAAGCGUUCGAGGAGGAUGUAUACGACUUUCUAUAUAGAUAUGAAUUUAUUAUAUAAUUGAUGUUAUCAAUUAAUGUAAUUAUUAUUAAAGAACCAAAGAUCGACGCGUAUUAGUUAGAAAGAAUAAUUCGACUAAUUAAUUUUUAUACAAAAGGGAAGAAUUGACGUAAAUAGUUGAAAAAUAAAUUCAACUGAAUGCCUGGUGGUUGUAUUCGAGUAAGAAGGAUCGAUACGUCGAAUUUUCGCAAGAUAAUGAGUUUUAGUGGCACAAUUGGCGAGAUUGCUAUUUUCACAAGUCCAUUUAUCUAAAUGUUUUAAGUUAACGAACCGCUGAGAAAUAUAAACGCAUUCCUCUUUCUUUCCGACAAAUCUCACCGACGAGUUUUUAACGUUUAUAGAGCUCUAUCGUCGUUUGUAUAUAUUUGUAUCAAGAUAAAAUUAUACUAUAACGAAAGGAUCGUGCCGUCUGGACGUACGUUGCAAGAAAUACACGCAAAAUUAUUAUAUUAUAACUGAAUGACAGUAAUUUAUACGUAUGCGAUUAUUUGCAGGAUCUUCAGAUUAGAAUAAAUAUUUUACGGAUAUCGAGGGGUAAAUUUCUUUUAUGGCAAUCGGCAAGGAAUUUUUAAGGCAAGAAAAAGAAGAAGUCUCUUUGUGGUGAGGCACAAUCAUGUUAUCGACAAAUCAAACUUUGUAUGUUUAUCGUGUAGAUCGAAAAUAAACACGGUUGUUGUUAUAUAGUUUAAUUAGUCGAGAAUUAGUAAUAGAUCUCGGCGGCUGAAUCUAGUCAUGUCUAUGUUAAAAUUGUCAUUUCUACGAUAACGAUUAAGUUACAAGGAUUGUAGGAAAUUUUAGUCAGGGUAAUAGCGAAAUCGCGAUUUUCGAAAACAAUAAUGGACAGUUUGAAAAUUGGAGAAUUCGAAAAAUCUACACAUACAUAUUGGAACUCGAGAAUUUCCAAAAGUUUCGAAUUUCAAGAAGUUCAGUGUUUGUAAAUGUAGAAACUGAACAGUUGAAAGAUUUAAGAAUUGAAGAAAUUCUACGAAUUUAAGGUACACGUUUAAGGAUAUAAAAGUUGGACAUUUUAGGGAUUACAAAUUUGGGAAUUUGAGCGUUUAGAAAUUUCAAGUCAAAAGAUUUCAGAUAUCUGGCUAUAAGAAUCUGUAUAUUUAUAAAUACGUACUCUACAAAAUUAUAAAUCUUGUAUCAUGCUAAAAGCAAUUUAAGCCACUUUUUCUGAAUCUUGCCUUAAAAUUAGAGCGUUUCCAGCUAAAGAGAAAUUAUGGUUCCACUAGGUCGAUCAAUCCUGCAAGUAAUUAACUAUAAUAAUAAAAGAAACGCCGGUAAGCUCGUAUUCAGUUAAACAGCACGUGUAUAGUAAAUGUAUGCUGAGUAAUCAGACAAGCCAUUAACACCACCACUAUGAGUAUAAAUAUAUAAAUAUUCAAAUAAAUUAAACGCGAAUGUGAAACGAACGAGAAUAAAGAUUCAAAGGAAAUGAAAUAUGCGUAAGAGGUAAAUGAAUCGAACGAUUCCCCUUAAGAAUUCUCUAUUUACGUCCCAGUGAACUAUGCCAAUGAACGAAUAAGCGAAUUCAAAUGAAUUUUGUAUAUUCUGUAGAUACGAUAAACGUGAAUGUGAUAUUUAACGUAUUUAAUAAGAAUCUGACGUAUAGAUAUACAUAUGGGACGACUUUCGGGCGCAUAGCUGAUAUUUUUAAACGUAUUUUAUAAAUUAGCAAAAUUCCAUUAAUAGUAGAAAUCAUAUAACAACUAUCUUCUAUCUUCUUUUUCUCGUUUGUUACAAGUGGAAAAAAUAGAAACCAUACGAUUGCCAGAUCGCGUAGAAACUCCUCUGCUUCUAAAGAACAGACAAAAAUUAGUAAAAUUCGUUAAAAUAAGAAGAAAAACUCGAGAACCAGGACGUUCGACGUUACAACUAAAAAUGUGUAGAUUUGAGAUUUCCAAAGUUUCGAAAUUUGUAGAUUCGAAAAUGCACAGGUUUCCUGAUCUGAAUAUUUUCGAUUUUACAAAUUUCAGAAUUUGAAAAUCCAGCAGUUUGAAUCCAAUCGGAUUAAGGAUUCCAUAAUUCUCUUAAGGAUUCCAUAAUUUGGUAUUACAAAAACUGUAGGCAUCCUGAUCGCCCGUUAUAUCCGCACUCGAAAUGAUCAAACUACUGAAAAAAAUUCAUGCGAUCGCCCGAAACUCGUCCAACGAGUAAAUAGGUGUUCCCCAAUUAAACUCGAAGGAGGAAAAAAAGCGAAAAAAAAAUAGGAUCGUAGACGUACACGUAUACAUAAUGUGUAAUCGCAGGAAGCGUGCGACUAAAGGCAAAGUAUUGGUUACCAACGAAGAACCGGAAGUCACGCUAAGACCUUCCUGAUACCCGAAUUAACGCGUAUUCUGAAUACUCUCGGUGUAUCCGAUAUUCGUACGAUGAGAAUCGAUUUUUAAUUGUAAAGUCGUGGCUGGUCAACGAGUUUCGAAAUGGAAUAAUAAGAAAUGUAACGAUGGAAAAAAGGGUCGAGUGUACUAGCGUACCAGUUACUCGAGCGUUCAACGUGUUAUUGUACAGUAUUUAGAUAAAUUGCUAAGCGCGAACGAGGUAGAGACAAUCUGUAUAAAGUAUUGUAUAAAUUAUACAUACGUGUUAUCUAUCGCUUGUGUAUUAUAUCUCCAAUUUAAUAAAUGGAACACGUAUUACGGUAAUUAUAAAAAC
This is a messenger RNA of Bombus impatiens (common eastern bumble bee), 5915 nucleotides long. It is a transcript of the gene HGTX, whose product is annotated as homeobox protein Nkx-6.2-like. The record is from RefSeq and is a predicted model, not a curated record. Gene Ontology annotation, cellular component: nucleus. Gene Ontology annotation, molecular function: RNA polymerase II cis-regulatory region sequence-specific DNA binding; DNA-binding transcription factor activity, RNA polymerase II-specific. The transcript is spliced from 4 exons. Gene Ontology annotation, biological process: cell differentiation; regulation of transcription by RNA polymerase II. NCBI's taxonomy places the organism in Eukaryota, Metazoa, Arthropoda, Insecta, Hymenoptera, Apidae. The coding region runs from base 1317 to 2573 and encodes 418 amino acids.